Molecule: messenger RNA, 1491 nt
Organism: Trichoderma breve
Lineage: Eukaryota; Fungi; Ascomycota; Sordariomycetes; Hypocreales; Hypocreaceae
Exons: 4
Coding region: 1-1491 (496 amino acids)
Source: RefSeq, a predicted model, not a curated record
AUGCCCAAGACAAUCUUGUUCUUUACGAAUUCCGAUUACGGCCAGGCUAAUGUGGUCCUAGCUGCAGCGUACGAGUUGGCUAUUCUGGCCAAUGAUGUUGAGAUUCAUAUUGCGUCCUUUGAGGGCCUCGAGCAGGCGGCCCUUAAGACCAAUCAGCUCGUUGUGGAUAUUUCUCCCUGCAAGCCAUCAUCACGUCUGAUUUUCCACAGACUGCAUGGUAGAUCCCAAUUUGAAGCAUGUAUAGGCCCAGAUGUCGACCUAUUCAAAGCAUACGACCGACCUCCCACUUUCUUCAAUGCGGCACGCACGAUUCUCUGCAUCGAGGGUAUCAUGCAACCUUGGAGCUCCGAGGAGUUUGUCGAUUUGUAUCAGCAAAGCCUACAUAUCCUGAGUAAUGUGAAACCUGAUUUGACUGUUAUCGAGCCACUUUUUACUCCUGGUCUUACUCUGUGUAACCAUCUGGGUAUCAACUGGAUCGUACUGGCGCCAAAUACGAUCAAAGACUUUGCGGUUCCUCUGCAACCACGACUUGCGGCUCUAUGGAAGUACCCCAUAGUCUGUUCAGGAAUGCCAUUUCCGCUUCCUAUCUAUCUUAUCCCUGCAAACAUCGCUCUCAAUCUCACAUUGCUGAAAAACCGGGUUGGAGAGAGUAUCCAAUUGAUGACUGCCAACGAAUUGGGCGUGUUGAAGCCUGCACCGACAGGGCUACGCAUCCUCGUCGCAAACAGUGCCGACCUGGACUACCCUUUUGACAUAUUACCUUCUCAUGUUGUUCCUUGCGGUCCUAUUAUUCGUCCCUCUCUCGAGCUUAGUAAAGUGGACCAAUCCCUGGAAAAUUGGCUUGCUAGAGAGCCCACGGUGUAUGUCAAUCUUGGCACCCAUCUGACGAUGUCCAAAUCAGAAGCGGUCGAAAUGGCAGCUGCCUUUCGUCAAUUUUUAGAUAUGGCAGACGCGAAGGGUCGAAAACUACAAAUUCUGUGGAAACUCAAGAUCAAGAGCGUGGCAAGUGAGGACAAGCUUGUUCCAAGCAGCCUAGAGCAACACGAAGAGGACGUUUACAAGGCCAUUCAUAGGCACUUAGGCAAAGAGAUGGAUAAUGACCAAAUCAGACUCACGAAUUGGGUGACGGCAGAGCCAAAAUCUGUGCUCGAAUCCGGUCAUAUCAUCUGUUCGGUGAACCAUGGUGGUGCAAGCUCCUUUAACGAAGCAUUGUGCGCUGGCGUCGCGCAGCUUGUUUUGCCAGGAUGGGCAGAUUGCUAUGAUUUCGCCAACAGGGCAGAGCUUAUUGGAAUAGGCCGGUGGGGGAACAAAAAGGCAAAGCCGAGAUGGCAAAAGGACGAGCUAUGUGAAACCCUUGUACAAGUUAUCUUUGGAGCCAAAGCGGAGGAAAUAAACCUACGAGCCAAAAAGUUCGCUCGGAAAUAUGCCGAAGGGGAUGGGAGGCGCUUCGCAGCAAAGGUUCUCUUGGAUGCUUUAGUGACAAAUUUAUGA